UUGCUUUGUACUUGAAUAGCCUUUUUACCAAAUACAUUUUUACUCUUACUUGAGAUAUUUGGUGGGCUGCUAUUUACUUUUACUUGAGUAAAAAUAACAGUAACAGUGCUGGUCCAGACUGUUAUCUGAAAUUUCUGAAUAAUAAAAAAACAUUUGGUGCUCCUUAUAUGAUCUUGUUUGCUAGCUUGUAGAGCUAAUACUUAUGAAUGAUAGUUGCUGCUCUGUUUUGUGACAAAGAUCAAGUUUUAUUGUGUCUGCAAAAGUUCUUGUCAUGUAUAUCGAGCAAAGCAAAGGAGAGCUUUGAUGUGUCUGACUGAAGCAGGCGCUUCUUUGUGAUUUUGGUCAGAAGGAUCCUGUCAGGUCUUCAGCUUUGCUCUCUCCAUGUUUGUCUUCUUUAAGACCUAAAGUGACACUAUAGGCGGCUGUGUUCAUGAGAUCAUGUUCUCCUUGUAGCCAAUCAGCACAGCCUUGUCUCUGUGGAGUUCAGUAAGCAUCAAGGUGCUUUUCAUUCAACACGUCCAUUUCAGCAGGAUGGCACCUUCAGGCUCUGUUUUCUGUCUCAUGGUUGUCCUCUUAUGGAGAAAGGUCGAGCUGAAUUAUUUGGGAAAAUCAUCUGUUGAUCAACAGAGGAGCUUUAUGUCAGCUGAAGUUGGCAGCAGCGUGACUCUGCAUUGCUCUUAUGGGACUGAAGCUGCGAGGUAUUACUGGUACAAGCAAUCUCUGGGACAGAAGCUACAGAUUAUCUCUAUCAGUUAUAAAUUUGAUAAAAGUGGCACUUUUCAUGACGAGUUCAAGGACAACCCACGCUUCGCUGUGGAAACCAACGAUGGAAAAAGUCAGUUAAAUAUCUUUGACUUAAAACUAUCAGACACAGGAACUUACUUUUGUGCAAGUGGCAUUUCAUUUGUGUUUGAGUUUGGGGAGGGUGUCACAGUCAGCGUGAAUAAUCCGGUCCUGGAAAAUACAAGUUGGAUCCGUCAGUCUGAAUCUGGAACCGUCCAGACGGGAAGCUCUGUGACUCUGAACUGUACAGUCCAAACUGGGAGCUGUGGUGGAGAACACAGUGUUUACUGGUUCAGACACUCUGGAGAAUCUCAUCCAGGACUCAUUUACACCCACGGAGGAAGCAGCGAUCAGUGUGAGAAAAGUCUUAACACACAAACACACACCUGCAUGUACGAUCUGCCUAUAAGGAACCUGAGUAAGUCUCAUGCUGGGACUUAUUACUGUGCUGUUACUUCAUGUGGACAAGUUCUGUUUGGAAACGGGACGAAGCUGGACGUGGAAGGUGAGGCCGUCUCUUUGUCCUUGGUUUAUUUCUUAAGUGGAGCUUUGAUUUUCACCAUCAUGCUGAGUCUUCUACUGGCCUUCACACUGCACAAGAUGCACAAGAGGAACAGCUGCCAAACUUCAGAGUUUAACGGAAGAAUUUUAUGUCAUCCAGCAACAAGCACCCAGGUACACCGAGUUGCAGGCGACCUCCAUUAUGCUGCUGUAAAUGUUAACCAGCUCAGCAGACCAAGGAGACACAGGAAGAGCACAGAGACUGAGUGUGUGUACUCAGCUAUAUGACGCAGCAGACUGGAGACGGUUCACUUCACUUCACUCUCCUAAAGCUGCCUGGAGAACUGAAGCACAGCUCAGAGACUGUUUCAGGGUCAAAGACUGAAGAAUACUUCUGUGUUGUUUAUUUUAACAUUUCACAGAAUAAACUUAUUUAAAUUCUUAAACUUAUUAAAAUGACUAAAUUGUGUUUGCUUGAUCGAUUGGAUGCAAGUUUUUACAGUGCGUACAUUAUGAUAAUUUGCUUAGUUACCAACUUUGAAUUCAGGUUAAUGUUCUCCAUCCAUCCAUCCAUCCAUCCAUCCAUUUUCUUUCACCCUUGUCCCUCAGUGGGGUCGGGAGGGUUUCUGGUGCAUAUCUCCAGCUUCAGGUUAAUGUUAUUCAUGCAAAAAUAUCAUAAUAUUCCUGAAGGAAAAUUAAAUGUUUUAGAAAAUUCAUUUCUUCAAAGAGUUCUUAUUAUAGAUGGUGAUGACUGUUGGCAAGAAAGAGCUCCUGUAGAAACUGUGUUGCAGCAAAUUUGAAGAAGCCUCAGUCUGUGGAUAUUCACUGAUCAUCAGCGUUGUUCAUUAUUGUUUUCAUUUUAUGAAGCAUCUUUAUUGAACAGUCAGAAUAGAACAGAAUCAGGCUUCUUUGUUCAGCUUUUUAAAAUCUCUGUUUCUGAUAGAACCACCAGUUAACAAUGUAUUGAGACAGAUCUAUGGAAGAUAUGCAGCAUCUUGCUGCAAACACUAAGGGACCUACGUUUUGUUUAUUGUGGUUUUUCUUGAUUGACUCUCAGAAACAUGCAUUAAAUCCACUGGCAUGUAUUCUUUUUUUUAGGUAAAUGGAGCCUUAAUUUGAUAGUGAAUUGACAGGAAGGUGGGUUAUGAGAGAGGGGAAGGUCUGGAGCCUAUGACACCCACGCUGAGGGCUGAAGUCUCCAAAUGUGGUCUGUGCUUAACCCCUGCAUCACCACAGAAC
Poecilia reticulata (guppy) is the source of this 2523-nucleotide messenger RNA. RefSeq lists its product as uncharacterized. NCBI's taxonomy places the organism in Eukaryota, Metazoa, Chordata, Actinopteri, Cyprinodontiformes, Poeciliidae. Gene Ontology annotation, biological process: response to bacterium. The record is from RefSeq and is a predicted model, not a curated record.